AUGGUAUGUUAUAUUUGUUUACAACAUAAUGAUCAUAAUGUUGUAUUAAGUUCAUUGGAAACACAUGAAAUUAUACUUAAAUAUUCAAAUUUAUUUGAUUUUGAUCAAUUAUUAAUUUCAAUUCAAAUUGGAUCUAUAGAAGAAAUUCGUGUCAGUGAAGCCUUAAAAACAGAUAUUACAUAUCUUUUAUCUUUAUGUGAAUACUGUGAUCUACAUUUACGUGAUGCAUGUGCAAAUUUACUUGUUACAUUAAUUCAAACAACAAUUCAUCUUUUAACACUAUCAUCAUUAUCAAAUUCAUUUAUUAAUUCUUUUAUUAAUCAAUGUUCUCUUGUAUCAACUGAUUCACAAGACAGAAUUGAAUUAUUAAAAGAUUCUAUUCAACAUAGUACAAGUUCCUGUAUUCUUGCUAAAUUUGCUCUAGCUCAACUUAUGGAUGAUAUUGAUUUUCGAAUAUUAACUUAUCUUGAACAACAAUUAAAACAACAGUACCCUGAUAUACGUGUUCGUCAAGCAAUUGCUUCGACUUUUGCUAAAAAUGAAAGUGAUUUUCAAGCUGCUCUGCUCGAUUUACUUGUUCAAUUACUUUUAAUUCGUUUUAAUAAUAGUUAA
Messenger RNA from Rotaria sp. Silwood1, 612 nucleotides. The record is from the annotation of a GenBank genome assembly. Lineage: Eukaryota; Metazoa; Rotifera; Eurotatoria; Philodinida; Philodinidae.